AUGUCAUAUGACGACAAAUAUAGACACUUCUCCAUGGCAAAGAUGAGACAAGUUUUAAAUAUUUACAAUAGCCGUAAACAAAAAGGUUUGGGAAACCACUCCCCCGAAGAAAUGAAAAACAACCCUGACUUAGAGAAAGACUAUAUAUUUAAUAGUUUAGUCAAAAGAGACAAACAAGAAAGAAUGCCAGGCUUCAAACUUCAGAAAGGUGACAAAGUAAAAAUAGAAAUACCUAAACGCGACCCAUAUGAAAAUACUAUUGACUAUGACAACAAUGGGAACUCGACAGGUACUCACAUUCGUGUUCGUAAAAAUAGAAGAAAGUAUACAAGAGAAUAUUAUGAAGUUUUAGGCAAACAUGGCAAAAUGUACAGACUGCAAGCAGAAGAUAAAACUACUAUUGUCAGACCUCGUUUCAAACUUGUCAAAGUUCAAGGUGGUAUACUUUCAAAGACAGUUCCUAACAAAUAUAAGACAACUCCUGACGAAUAUGCUAAAGAAGUUGAAAAUGACGACUAA
Trichomonas vaginalis G3 is the source of this 519-nucleotide messenger RNA. RefSeq lists its product as uncharacterized. The transcript has a single exon. The record is from RefSeq and is a predicted model, not a curated record. Bases 1 to 519 code for a protein of 172 amino acids. Lineage: Eukaryota; Parabasalia; Trichomonadida; Trichomonadidae.